AUGAAUGAAUAUGGAAGAAUCGAACCUUAUACUGUACUCUAUGAUACAUACCGUUUUAUUAUCGAAUUUCUUUAUACAAAUGUUGAAGAUUGUAUAUUGGUUGUCGGACAAUUAUAUCGUUCAUCGACAUUGACAUUUUCUGAACCGACUAUGAUGAUUGAAUCGAUUAUUCAAGGACGUUUAAAAAUGUUAAAAUUUGAUUUAAGUCAACUAGGCGAUUUUCGAGAACGAAUUGUAUUUGAAAAUGAUGCAUAUCUCAUUAAACCAUUAGUACAAAAUCCUGGCAAAAUUGUACUCACUGAUCAACGGCUGUAUUUUCAUUCAUUAAAUAAUAUAGAAGAACAACAAACAAACAAAUAUGAUUUAUCAAAUAUUGUAAAAGUCACUAAAAGAUGUUAUAAAUUUCGUUCAAUUGGAAUAGAAAUACUUUUUUCUAAUAAAAAAACAUCGAGUGUACCGGAAAAUCUCUCAAUAAUUCAAUCGAAUACAUUAUAUUUGGUAUUUUCAAAUGAAAGAACAUGUUUAACGUUUCACGAUUUAUUAUUAAAACAAAAUAAUAUCAAAUUAGGUGAUGUUAGUCAAGAUAAUAUGACAUUACGAUGGCAAUUAGGUAAAAUAUCAAAUUUUGAAUAUUUAUUAUAUUUAAAUGAUCAAAGUCAACGUUCAUUUAAUGAUCUAACACAAUAUCCAAUUUUUCCAUGGGCUUUGAGUGAUUAUAUUAGUAAUGAACUCGAUUUAUCUAAUGCAAAAAUAUAUCGAGAUUUACGAAAACCAGUAGGCGCAUUAAAUCAAGAACGUUUGGAUCGUUUAAAAACUCGAUAUAAUGAGAGUGUAGAAUUAGAAGAUAGCGAAAGAUUUUUAUGUGGUUCAUUCUAUAGUAAUCCAGGUUUUAUUGUUUAUUUUCUUGUUCGCUUAUAUUCCGAAUUUCUUUUAUGUUUAAAUGGUGGACGAUUUGAUCAUAGUGAUAGAUUAUUUCAUUCCAUUGCUGAUACGUUUAACAGUUGUUUAUCAAGUGAUUCAGAUGUUAAAGAACUCAUACCCCAAUUUUACGUGUCUAAUCGAUAUUAUAAUGAUGUUGACAGUGAGAAUGAGGAUGGAAGUUUUUUGGUAAAUAUCUACGAUAUUGAUUUUGGUUAUCGUCAUGAUAAUACACUUAUUGGAAACGUUAUUCUUCCACCAUGGGCAGAAGAUGAAUAA
Messenger RNA from Didymodactylos carnosus, 1197 nucleotides. NCBI's taxonomy places the organism in Eukaryota, Metazoa, Rotifera, Eurotatoria, Philodinida, Philodinidae. The record is from the annotation of a GenBank genome assembly.